Molecule: messenger RNA, 804 nt
Organism: Lycium barbarum (goji berry)
Lineage: Eukaryota; Viridiplantae; Streptophyta; Magnoliopsida; Solanales; Solanaceae
Product: protein POLYCHOME-like
Exons: 3
Coding region: 126-515 (129 amino acids)
Biological process (GO): negative regulation of ubiquitin protein ligase activity; regulation of nuclear division
Cellular component (GO): nucleus
Source: RefSeq, a predicted model, not a curated record
ACAAGAGAACAGGGCUACGAUGAAUUUUAGUGCUGGUGAUUGGAAUGGUGCCAGAAGAAGGGUCGGUAUUGGGAUGCCGAGAAAUGGGAACUCGGCUAGGGUAAUUGGUCGAGAGAACAUUUCGCAUGGGACGAGGAGGGCAUAUUGUCCUUCCUUCUUGGUAUCCAAGAACUCCUCUUCGGGAUAUCACUUCCAUUCUGAGGGCUAUCGAAAGAAGAAGCGCUCGCUUGGGAGAGAGCGAAGGCCAACAACUUGAGAGUCCUAUACCACAGGACCGGACUGUUCUUGAUCCUUCUGACUCUACAUCAGGUAAAGUACCAAAGAUAUUGCUCGAUAUCACUUAUCAGAACGACUCGGGAGACUCCGAUGGCCUCACACCAGAGAGAAAGCUGCUGCAAUCAAUUGACAAAGUUGAGAAAGCAGUGAUGGAAGAACUGCAUAAGUUGAUGAGGACUCCCAUUGCGAAGAAACAAGAAAGGGAAAAAAGAGUUGGGACUUUGAUGUCCAUGCGCUGAUUCACAAUUUGAUAUCUAGCUAGCUCAAUCAAGGUUGAGGCACCAAAGGCUUCUAAAUUUUGGAGGAAAGAGCAGCCGACCAGUGUGGUGUAUAGUUGAUCAUCUUCUGAUGAUCAAGCUGUCAGUUGAAUUAGGAUACAUUUCAGUCCUUAUAGCAUAUUAUCCUUUUCUAGAAUAAUGCUGAAGUUUCGUUUGCCUGUUACAACAUUGAAGGUUACACGGUUGUUUGAACAUGUACAUAGUAGCUGAAUUUGCUCUAUAGUUUAACAUUGUUACCUUUUAUGAUAAG